This is a messenger RNA of Rhinolophus ferrumequinum (greater horseshoe bat), 2086 nucleotides long. RefSeq names its product CWC25 spliceosome associated protein homolog (gene CWC25). Lineage: Eukaryota; Metazoa; Chordata; Mammalia; Chiroptera; Rhinolophidae. The coding region runs from base 159 to 1436 and encodes 425 amino acids. The record is from RefSeq and is a predicted model, not a curated record. The transcript is spliced from 10 exons. Gene Ontology annotation, biological process: mRNA splicing, via spliceosome. Gene Ontology annotation, cellular component: U2-type spliceosomal complex.
CCUCCCGGAAGUGGGCUCCAGGUCGGGCAGUGAAAGUGGCAGCCGGUGUCCGCCGAGAGCGGAUCUGGGGUGGUCGCACCACAACUAUUUCUUUACGUUUCCUCUGGAUCCUUCCUGAAUCUCCCAGGUCUAGGCAGUGAGGAGACGUCUCCACCGCCAUGGGGGGCGGAGACCUGAAUCUGAAGAAGAGCUGGCACCCACAGACCCUCCGCAAUGUGGAGAAAGUGUGGAAGGCUGAGCAGAAGCAUGAGGCUGAGCGGAAGAAGAUCGAGGAGCUUCAGCGGGAGCUGCGGGAGGAGAGGGCCCGGGAAGAGAUGCAGCGCUAUGCUGAGGACGUUGGGGCUGUCAAGAAAAAAGAAGAAAAAUUGGACUGGAUGUACCAGGGUCCUGGUGGGAUGGUGAACCGUGAUGAGUACUUGCUGGGGCGCCCCAUUGACAAAUACGUUUUCGAAAAGAUGGAAGAGAAGGAGACAGGCUGUUCUUCUGAGACAGGACUCCUCCCAGGCUCUAUCUUUGCCCCGUCGGGUGCCAAUUCCCUUCUUGACAUGGCUAGCAAAAUCCGGGAGGACCCGCUCUUCAUCAUCAGGAAGAAGGAGGAGGAGAAAAAAAGAGAAGUAUUGAAUAAUCCUGUGAAAAUGAAGAAAAUCAAAGAAUUGUUGCAAAUGAGUCUGGAAAAAAAGGAGAAGAAGAAAAAGAAGGAGAAGAAAAAGAAGCACAAGAAACAUAAGCACAGGAGCUCAAGUAGUGAUCAUGGCAGCAGUGAGGACGAGCGCAGCCGGGGGAGAUCUCAAAAGAAGAUGGCCAAUUCUUCCUCUGUUUUGUCCAAAGUUCCUGGAUAUGGCUUACAGAUCAGGGGCUCCGACCAUAGCCAAGGACUGCAGGGUCCUCUGAUGGCUGAGCCAAAGGGAGUACAUGGGUGGAAACAUCACUCCAGGUCCAGAAGCUCCUCCCACUCACCUCCCAGACAUGCCAGCAGGAAGAGCACCAGAGAAGCAGGGUCCCGAGACAGGCGGUCUCGAUCCCCAGGCAGAAGGUCACGGUCCCCAAGACCAAGCAAACCGCAUAACUCUAAGAUAAACAGGAAAGAGAGAGGCCGAACUAAGAGCCCGUCUCCUAAAAAAGAAGUCUACCAAAGGCGGCAUGCGCCUGGAUAUACCAGAAAGCUCUCCUCAGAGGAACUAGAGCGAAAACGGCAAGAGAUGAUGGAAAACGCCAAGUGGCGGGAGGAAGAGAGACUGAACCUCCUCAAGAGGCACGCUAAGGAUGACGAACGCGAGCAGCGGCUGGAGAAGCUGGACUCCCGGGAUGGGAAGUUUAUCCACCGCAUGAAGCUAGAAAGCGCGAGUACUUCCUCCCUAGAGGAUCGGGUGAAGCGGAAUAUCUACUCUCUACAGAGAACCUCAGUAGCUCUGGAGAAGAACUUUAUGAAAAGAUGAAAACCAUGUCCUCUCUUGCUGGCUUUCCUGAAUUUUCCAGGGAAACUGCUGAUCCCCUUAAAAAUUCUCUUUAUAAGAGUUCAAGUGACUUCUUCCACAGAUGUCAAACCACCACUGUUCAAAGUGACUCUCCUACAUCGAUUCCACAAACAGCUACUUCCUUUGAGAACCAGUGUGACUUACUUUAUGGGACUCUCAGUAACUUUUGCCGGGUGCAGUGUGUUUUAACUGUUUUCAGUGGGUGGACACUGGACCAUCUAGAUGUGAGCCCUCCUCCUGCUCUGGAAGGCCACUUCCUGUGGUCGUGAUUCUUAUCAUGCCGCUUCCCUCCCACCUGUGUGAACAGACCUAGCCUACCACUUCAGUAUAGACCAGAUCUUUUAGAAACCUCCAUCUCCAGAGUCAGUCACCCAGAUAGAUUGUGCUUACUGGGGUAAAUGAACAUUUACUCCAUUUAGUAGAUAUGUGACAGAAUGAUGUCAGGUUAGGGCAGAGCCAAGGGAAUGACAAAGAAUCUGAAAGGGAAAACAAUAUUAAAAAAUCCAUAAAUGAACUGUUGUACCAUUGGAGUAUCUUUAAAACUGUAAAAGUAUAUAGUGUGCAUAUGUAUAAAUGUAUAAUUUUUACAUGCUUUUAAAAAAAGUUAGCUU